Molecule: messenger RNA, 750 nt
Organism: Anopheles bellator
Lineage: Eukaryota; Metazoa; Arthropoda; Insecta; Diptera; Culicidae
Gene: Ubc7
Product: ubiquitin-conjugating enzyme E2 G2
Exons: 6
Coding region: 109-612 (167 amino acids)
Cellular component (GO): endoplasmic reticulum; cytosol
Source: RefSeq, a predicted model, not a curated record
UGUCAAAGUGAAACCCGAUUGUUUGCGUACCCGAAAGAGAAACUUUGUCCCUUGGUAAACUGUUUCGUUAGUCGUCCGCCAAGAUUACGAACCGUACCCGAUCUAACGAUGGCAGGCUCUGCCUUACGACGAUUGAUGGCCGAAUACAAGCAACUAACAUUGAACCCUCCGGAAGGCAUCAUUGCGGGACCGAUCAGUGAGGAAAACUUUUUCGAAUGGGAAGCGCUAAUUACUGGACCAGAAGGUACCUGCUUCGAAGGGGGUAUAUUCACAGCGAAACUAAUCUUUCCUCCUGACUAUCCGCUGAGCCCACCGAAGAUGAAGUUUACGUGCGAGAUGUUCCAUCCAAACAUCUUUACCGAUGGCCGAGUUUGCAUAUCCAUUUUGCAUGCCCCGGGGGAUGAUCCGCUAGGUUAUGAACUGUCUGCGGAGCGUUGGAGUCCUGUACAGAGCGUGGAAAAGAUUUUAUUAAGCGUUGUCAGCAUGCUGGCAGAACCGAAUGACGAAUCCGGGGCUAACGUCGAUGCGGCUAUCAUGUGGCGUGAAAAUAGGGAAGAAUUUAACAAAAUUGCUAAGCGCAUUGUUCGCAAAACGUUGGGCCUUUCAUCGUAAGGCGCGAGAACAAUAUCGCGUAAUGGGCCAGUGGUAGUUUUGUUUUGUUGUUUAUGCUAUGAUUCUAUUGGAUGUAAUAGAUGGAUCAAAAGAUUAUGUACUAUCACAAAAAAAGGAAAUGGUAGAGUUUCAAGGUGC